Suillus fuscotomentosus is the source of this 875-nucleotide messenger RNA. RefSeq lists its product as uncharacterized. The record is from RefSeq and is a predicted model, not a curated record. Bases 64 to 432 code for a protein of 122 amino acids. Gene Ontology annotation, biological process: spliceosomal snRNP assembly; mRNA splicing, via spliceosome. NCBI's taxonomy places the organism in Eukaryota, Fungi, Basidiomycota, Agaricomycetes, Boletales, Suillaceae. Gene Ontology annotation, cellular component: catalytic step 2 spliceosome; U1 snRNP. The transcript has 4 exons. Gene Ontology annotation, molecular function: RNA binding.
GGUUUCUUUUUGCCUUUUUCGAAGUCCGAAUUUACUUACAUCUAUCCUCAAUCAACAACCAAGAUGUCGUCUGUCAACCCUGUUAAUCCCAAGCCUUUCAUGCAGGAGCUUACCGGAAAGCCGGUAUUCGUAAAGCUAAAAUGGGGGCUUGAGUACAAAGGAUUCCUUGUCAGUACGGAUGGGUAUAUGAACCUCCAGCUGGCUAACACGGAAGAAUUUCAAGACGGGAAAUCAAAUGGUGCUCUGGGCGAAGUCUUCAUCAGGUGUAACAAUGUACUGUACAUCAUGAGUAUCAUUUCUUCUAUUCUAGUUUUCUAUACUUACAUGUUUCGCGACUUUACAGGGAAGCUCCUCCAGAAUGAUCAAUCAUGCAACGUUCGCUCAAAAUAUAUUUUCCGACGGCUUCAGGCCAUUACUCUUGUUGUACCAUAGGACUUUCGAGAGUUUACUCGAUCGGAGUGGUUUGUAUAGUGCUUGCAUGAUUUAUCGCGAUGCGUCAAAAACUUAGAUGAUCGUUCUUCCUUGAACCUGCACUUGCAAUGGAGGGCGUCUAGACUUGAAAGACGAUCUUGCAUCAUAAUAUGACUAAUUACCUGCAGUGUUGGGGAAUUGCGCUCAAUUUUCAGACUGUCAGUGGCAGCGGUGACGGCUGAUCCAGGUACUUUCUACGCUGGCAGUCAUUCUUCAAAGGCGGCGCGAGUUGAUGAACACGUUAUCUUCGGACCGUCCGAUUUUUGGCAUGAGUUUGGUACCCCACAACGAAAGAUGUAAUGCACGGCCACUAUCUAACGGAUAUAAUGGUUUGAAGCAGCUGCUUUGACGGUUUUUGCAAGUUCUCGAACUCAGAGAGAACUUCAGAUAUGAUUCCAUGUGUC